This is a messenger RNA of Durusdinium trenchii, 330 nucleotides long. The record is from the annotation of a GenBank genome assembly. NCBI's taxonomy places the organism in Eukaryota, Dinophyceae, Suessiales, Symbiodiniaceae.
AUGGCCCCUGUCCCCGAAGAUGUUCCUGGUUUUGCCAGGCGACUGCUGAAUGUUCCAGAUCAGCUUAGUUCGACCUCUGUUUGGCGCUUGGUGCGAGAUCCUGAGGAGAUGCGAUUCGUACAGCACAGCUACACCUGUGACGUGCUCUACGGCGAUCGCUUUAAGGUGCAAUGCACCGUCCGUUUCCGGCAGGAAACACAAGGCGUCAUGGUGGACCAGUGGUGUGACAUUAUUUGGGAUAAACCCUUGCCUUGGACACAUGGCGUCGUAUGGGUCUUGGGGAGGAAGCACGCGGAGAGCCUGGCGGAAAGCCUUCAAACACAUUUAUAA